CUCGCUCGCGCCAGCUUCCCAGCCAGUCCUUCUGAACGUGUUUCAGGCGGAGUUCAGAUCUUAAAACAUUUGGCCAACUUCUUCACCUCUCCACUUCUCCACCUCUCCACUUCUCCUCCUUCGUUCACAUAUUUGAACUCAGAAACCCUCUCCCCCCCUCCUCGUGCCGGGGUCGGAGGAGUAACAGCUCGUGGGAUAUGGAAACUUUGUGACAAGUUGACAUUUUUUAAUUUCAGGGUAAAUUACGCACCAACCUUCCUCCCCCCGAGUGGACGCGGUCCCGGGACUUCAGGGUUUCUAACUUUGACUUUUCUUUUUCUUCACACGUCGGAUUUUGUUGGGAUGUCCCGGACUGUUAAGAGAAGGAAGAAAUGUGUGUGUUCAGCCGCGUGCUUCUCGUCCGAAGGUGUUUUCUGAGUUUAUUUUUGUGAAACCAGUUCAGUGACUGGAGACAGGACUCUAUAAUCAAUGUGGUGUCAGCUGGAAGGACGAGGGGUCCGGAUCUCACCUAAACGCUGAAACGUCUUGGGAGUGAUGCACUGGCUUCCCCUGGUUGCCAUGGUGAUUGCCUCGGCCCUGCCCUUCCCUCACGACCCCGUGUCCAGGAUCGCCGCCGCGACGACAGAGCCCGGCUUCGACAACCGCAGUGAGCGCCGUCAUGGGAAACCCGUGGACUACGACUCUCGUGGAAACGCCUCACAAACGGACUACAACAUGGCCGACGCUCUCGGCCCACAAACCAGCAGACGGACCCUCCAGGACUCUGAGGAUUACGUGACACCCGUAGACGGAGAGACUUCUGUGUUCAGCGUGGCGAAUGAAGGAACGUACCGGUCGAGUAGCGUCUCAGGCGGAGACGAGGACGCGGGUUCUGUUGUUCCUGCAGACGGAGAGACUCUGAGGAUCCAGACCGUCCUCACGGAUGAGGCGGACUUAACUUUUACAGAAAGACUGUCGCAGGUUCCUACACCUGGAUCCCAAAGUUAUGCCAGUCCUGGUCAACCAAGACCAGAACCUGCAGGGACAGAAAGCUGGAGGACGACAGCGGCUGGCGGAGGUCUGACGGAGGAGAUUUUAUACCCGGACCUAGACCUGAGUCUGGGGAACAGUCUGGACUUAGAAGGAGACGAGAUGUACCUGGACGCACAUCCUCGGGUCCUGUUCUCUCCGUCCCCGUCGCCUCCUGAACACCCUCCUCUCCUGCUCAUGCUGGAGACCGGCCUGCUGGAGGAGGACAGGGACCGGGAGGAGCAGGAGGACCUGGACGGACACAUAGAGGGUCACGGGGACCGUGCGCUCGACAGGACCACGACGUUAAGCUGGGCUGACUCUCCCAGAGUGACGGACGCCGCCCGCGCUGUGAAAAGGGAUAAACGCUCCGAGCUGAUGGACAGACGGCGAGGGGAGAAGUCCGUGUGCGAGUCGGUAAGCGGUUGGGUCAACGACAAGGCCAGCGCCAUCGACUCGCGCGGUGAGAGGGUCUCUGUCUUACAGGAGAUCCAGACCCUGAACGGACGACUCAAACAGUACUUCUACGAGACUCGAUGCCGCCAGGCGGAGGAGACGAGCAGCAGAGCGAAGGGGGCGCCGGCAAAACCGAUGGGUACCGGCGUCGCCGGCGCCGGCUGCUUGGGCGUGGAUAAGAAACAGUGGGUGAGCGAGUGCAAAGUCAAGCAGUCGUACGUCCGAGCGCUCACCAGAGACGCAAACAACAAAACUAGAUGGAGGUGGAUUCGAAUCGACUCGUCCUGCGUUUGCGUGCUGCUCUCCAGAACCAAUCAGGCGCUGGCGAGGGAGGUGUUGACGAGGGGGAGAGGCUGAGAGAGGGAGAGGAGGAGGAGGAGGAGGAGGAGGAGGAGAGAAGUGGAAAGUGACACAGAGCAGAGCAGCUUUGACAUCCUCCUGUGUGUGUGCACUCUCUCUGAAACACUCUCUCUCUCUUUUCAUCCUCCUCUCCACACAAACUGUACAAACCUCUGAAAACACGACGACCUCAACGUAGAUCUUAGGGAAGAGUCAAACAUAGAGAUUCUACUUGGAACAGUACUGUUUUUGUAUGAUUCAUCUUUCAUAAUCUAAGUUAUUUUUGAUUAGUACGUAAGCAUGUGUAUGUCUUUGAUAUUAAUAUAUUCCUUUAUAUAAAUAUAUGUACAAUAUGACACCCGUAUACCUUUAUGUAUGAAGCUAUGUUUAUCUGUGUGUAUUUAUAGGAGUGGUAGGUCUCUCCAGUGUCUGAUGAUAAUUCCAGCCUCUCUUAUUCACCCGGGUUGUGAGAGGAAGGAGCGCCACCUACUGAGGUUGCAUUUCACUGCUCCGGUUUGGAUUAUUGUAACAGAGCUUUUAUCAAACAGAGAGAGAGAAGUGUAUCAGAAUCUACAGACAAAUGAUUCUACAGGACACGUCUGUGUCUGUGACUUUCGUUCAAAGAGGUUCAUGAAUGCAAAAACAAGAAAACACCCGGCUUGUAAAUUAUACAACAACCCGAACUCAUUCUAAUAUCUGCUGGUUUGUUUAGUUUGCCUGCCAAAUGUGGUAUUAAAGGAUCUUUGUACUCGGCAAA
Molecule: messenger RNA, 2560 nt
Organism: Notolabrus celidotus (New Zealand spotty)
Lineage: Eukaryota; Metazoa; Chordata; Actinopteri; Labriformes; Labridae
Product: neurotrophin-3
Exons: 2
Coding region: 535-1821 (428 amino acids)
Biological process (GO): nerve growth factor signaling pathway; negative regulation of neuron apoptotic process; cell surface receptor protein tyrosine kinase signaling pathway
Molecular function (GO): growth factor activity; nerve growth factor receptor binding
Source: RefSeq, a predicted model, not a curated record